Messenger RNA from Racocetra fulgida, 2871 nucleotides. The record is from the annotation of a GenBank genome assembly. NCBI's taxonomy places the organism in Eukaryota, Fungi, Glomeromycota, Glomeromycetes, Diversisporales, Gigasporaceae.
AUGGCGACCUCACACGCUUUCCCACCUGAAGAAAGUUUACCUCAUCCUCCACCUAUUUUCCCGCAACAAAUAAAUCCAAAACAGGCUGUAAUUUACAACAAGUCGGGCACGAAGUGUAUGAACAUUGUAAAGGAACCUUCCGGGACGCCUUUGUCACCGACUUCACCGCCUUCAAAAGAUCCUGGCGAACUUGCUCCUUCUCAUAGCUCACAAAAUAGUAACGGCGCCGCAAAAAAGAAAAAAAAGAAGAAAGGCAAAAGAAAGCCUCCUCCAGAUCACAUUGAAGAUCCCGAUAUCGCUAAUGGAACCCAUAAUCAACAUACAAAGUCUCAUCACACUAUUUACAAUAGCGAUUUUGAUGGAGAAGAGGUGGUUGAUGUGGAUAUAGAAGAUGAUGAAGAGUUUUUCUCGGAUGAUGAAGGGUACGAUCCUGAAGCUCCGGAAAUACCUUUCCCGCGUAAAGAUUCUCUCACUAAUAUUGACGACGGUAUCUGGAAUACCAAUAAUAAUGAAGAACGACAACGGAUAAGAGAAUUCUGGUUGCAAUUAGGUGAAGAGGAACGACGGAGUUUAGUAAAAGUCGAAAAAGAAGCCGUACUUAAAAAAAUGAAAGAACAACAGAAACAUUCAUGCUCAUGUUCCGUAUGUGGUCGAAAGAGAACCGCUAUUGAAGAAGAGCUAGAAACCCUUUAUGAUGCUUAUUAUGAAGAGCUCGAAUUAUAUGCUAAUCAACAACAACAAUUUGGUUCGUCAACUGUCGAAUAUCGUAAUGACUCUGUGCGUGAUGACUACCUGGAAGGAAACAAAAGGUCCUUGAGGAAAUAUCUUCUCGAUGGAGGCAUUUUGACUGUAGCUGAUGACCUUUUAAAAAAUGAUGGAAAAAAGUUUCUUGAAAUGAUGGAGCGACUUGCUGAACAGGAACAACGUAUGGAAGAAGGCCGGCGGAUGUUCCAGAUAUUUGCAGCACGAAUGUUUGAACAAAGAGUACUAAAUGCAUACCGGGAAAAAGUUGCACAAGAACGACAGCAAAAAUUACUGGAAGAGCUAGAAGAAGAAAACCGGCUAAAAGAAGAACGUGAACUAAAAAAGCUAAAAGAAAAAGAGAGAAAAAAAGCUAAAAAUAGGGCUAUAAAACAGCAAAAAGAGGAAGAAAGAGCAAGGAAAGAAGCUGAGAGGCUUGCUGAAGAGCAAGCAUUACGUGCUGAGCGUGAGAAAAAAGCUGAAGAAGAACGUAAAAAACAGCGUGAGGCAAAGGAACGAAGAGAACGUGAGGCAAGGGAACGAAAAGAAAAAGAGGAAAAUGAACGUAAAGAGCGAGAAUUAAAGGAGCAAGAAAAAGUUCGUAAAGAAAAAGAAGAUAAAGAGCGUAGAGAACGCGAAGAAAAAGAUAGAAAAGAUAAAGAAGAAAAAGAACAGAGGGCUGUUACUUUAUCCUCUACGCGGCAACAUAUUGAGCGAAAACGCACUAUUCCACCAAUUGGUCAACCUUCAGUACAACAAUCACAACCACCAAUAAAUAAUCAACCCGCUGUACAAUCUAAAAAUGUUGCUACGAUGUCUAACGGAGCUAUUAAUUGGAUUAAUUAUGCAUCACACGAAUCACAUCAAACUAUUCCUCCACAUCAUGCUAUAAAUCAACCUCAUUCAGUCAAUCAUCAUAUGCCUCCACCCCCAAAUCAUCCACCACAUCCAAUAUUUAGUCAGAAUGGGCCACAACCCCAGUUUGGAGGGCAACCUGGGGGGAUUAUAAAUGGUCCAGUAGGAAUGAAUAAUGAGAUCGUAAAUGAUGUAUAUACGAACAAUAAAAAAAUACUUAACCAACCGCCACAGCAGCCAACGAACACUUUACCGGGGAUGAAUCCCGCAUCUUCGCUGUUCGCUACGGGAUUAGGCCCAAUUGGUAUGGGUGUCCAUCCACAUCAUGGUGGACCUCCGAUGCCAAUACACGCUCAUCAUCCAGUAAUGCGACAACAGAUACCUCCCCGAGGGUUCAAUCCUAUUGGGGCAGCACCUCACCUAACUGGUCCUGCUACAGGUGUUCCACCAUCAGUAGCAUCCACAAAUUUAUCUCUCCUUAAUGAACCCGUAAUUGGUGGCAAUGGAAACAUUGGUACAGGAAGAGUCAAUACUAACCCACCACCUGGUGCAUUUGGCGGAUUGCCCCUAGGUGGAGGACAGGGACCAUUAGGUCCACAAACAUUUAAUUUGGGAACUCAGGUUGUUGGUCAACCAGCAUCCUCUUCUCAUAUUGGCCCUAACGUCGUCCAAAAUGCUCCUCUAGCUCCUAUCGGGCAUCGUAGGAUGUCACAACAUCCUGAUGAUCCUCAUAUCAAAGCGGUGCAUCGACCACAACCGAUACAACGUCCGUCACGAAGGGAGUCAGUUACAAUGCAUACAUCCCUGGACACACGAACGCGAUCGCCACCACCAGGAUUUGGCAAUAUGGUUGGAUCUGGUGCGUUAAUUGGCGAUGAUCAACCACGUCCAAUGACGAAUAGACGACAAAGCCUUGCAACUGCUGAAAGUUCAUAUUUCUCUAAUUCUUUAUUUUCAGCCUUGCCUGGAGAAACAUCUCAACAGUCGCAGUCUUCACAGAAUCAACAACCGCAACCGCAACAUCAACUAGGGUCGUCGCGUUUAACACAUAGACCUGUUGGUGAUAAUGAAUGGCCUCCAAUAAGAAGAUCCGGAGGAACAGAUAAUAUUAGUGAUACAGUAUCUAUUAAUAGUAGUAACAAUAUUGGUAGUAAUAAUAUAGGUGCAUCAAAUUCAGAUAUUUGGAGUUUAAACAGUGUUAACUGGUAUCAAGAAGGUAAUAACAAUGCUAAUCGUAGAGUAAUGGGCAGUUCGAAAGACUUUGGAAUACCAUAA